Athene cunicularia (burrowing owl) is the source of this 8503-nucleotide messenger RNA. It is a transcript of the gene RALGAPA2, whose product is annotated as Ral GTPase activating protein catalytic alpha subunit 2. The transcript is spliced from 40 exons. Gene Ontology annotation, molecular function: GTPase activator activity. Gene Ontology annotation, biological process: regulation of small GTPase mediated signal transduction; positive regulation of GTPase activity. Gene Ontology annotation, cellular component: cytoplasm; nucleus. NCBI's taxonomy places the organism in Eukaryota, Metazoa, Chordata, Aves, Strigiformes, Strigidae. The record is from RefSeq and is a predicted model, not a curated record. The coding region runs from base 1 to 6012 and encodes 2003 amino acids.
AUGUGCUUGCCGUGGUGCAGCCUGCCUGGAAGUGCUUUUCCUACAAUUCGACAUGAUGUUAGAGGGGAGAGAGACUCUGGAAAGGGCAUUGUCGAUGGCUUGGCUAUUCGUCCUUCCAGACAGAGACAUCGCCUGCCUCUCCGGUGGCCAGAGGAGCAGGAUGAAGCCAUCAUGGUCAGCACUGCUCAUCACCAUGAACACACGGAUAUUGUGGAUGGAAGUGACCUGAAGCAAUUUUUUGAGAACAAUUAUUCUCAAAUUUAUUUCAUAUUCUAUGAAAAUUUCAUAACACUGGAGAAUAGCUUGAAACAAAAAGGGAAUAAAUCACAAAGGGAGGAGCUGGACUCCAUUCUUUUUCUUUUUGAAAAAAUAUUGCAGCUACUACCUGAGAGGAUUUUUUGUCGAUGGCAUUUUCGCAGUAUAGGGUCGAUUCUGAAGAAACUUUUGCACACUGGAAAUUCUCUCAAGAUAAGAUGUGAAGGAAUCCGACUGUUUCUUCUCUGGCUUCAAGCGCUUCAGACUAACUGUGCAGAAGAGCAGAUAUUAAUAUUUGCAUGCCUUGUGCCUGGCUUUCCACCCUUUAUGUCCUCACGAGGUCCCUGUACACUAGAUAACCUCAUUAGUCCUCCUAAUUCGCCAGACGCUAAGAUUUUUCCAGAAGAAAUAACGCCACUUUUGCCAACUGUCUCUGGAGAGAAAAUUGCUGAAGACCAAACCUGCUAUUUUCUUCAGCUACUGUUAAAAUAUAUGGUAAUUCAGGCUGCAAGCUUAGAGUGGAAGAAUAAAGAGAACCAAGACACUGGUUUUAAGUUUCUCUUUACCUUGUUUAGAAAAUACUAUCUUCCUCACUUGUUUCCAUCUUUUACAAAGUUAACCAACCUCUACAAACCCGUUCUUGAUAUUCCUGAUACAAGACCAAGACCAGUAUACAUUACUGCAACACGAAACAAUGAAAGUGUCUAUAGCACAAAAAUCCCAUAUAUGGCAGCUCGAGUUGUUUUUAUUAAGUGGCUUGUUACCUUCUUUCUUGAAAAGAAAUAUUUAACUGCUGUUCAGAAUACAAAAAAUGGAGGAGAAAUGCUCCCUAAAAUUAUUCAGACUGUUGGUGGUGUAAAUCAGGAUAAAAAUGCAGAGCUGGAAACCAGUAUGUCUUAUGCAAAUGAACAGGAGAGAAGCCAUUCUAACAGCAGCACCUUGUCUGACAGAAGGCUCAGCAAUUCCAGCCUCUGCAGCAUCGAAGAGCAGCACCGGGCAGUCUAUGAGAUGGUGCAGAGAAUUCUCUUAUCCACUCGAGGAUAUGUUAACUUUGUUAAUGAGGUGUUUCGACAAGCUUUUUUAUUGCCACCUUCUGAUAUAUCUGCAACACGAAAAGUGGUUAAGGUAUAUCGAAAGUGGAUAUUGCAAGAGAAACCUGUGUUCAUGGAGGAGCCAGACAAAAAGGAAGACAGUCAGCAUGCUGUGGUCAAUUUAGAGGAUUCUUCAGUGCAAACGGAUGGUAAACAUCUUUCCUCUGACCAUUCAGGACAUAAGCGCUCAUCCAGCUGGGGAAGAACUUACUCCUUUACCAGUGCUGUUAACAGAGGAUGUAUAUUAGAAGAUGAGGACAAAAAUGUUAAAGCUGGUGCUCAAGCUGCAUUACAGGUGUUCUUGACAAACUCUGCAAAUGUUUUCUUAUUGGAACCGUGCAUUGAAGUCCCCGUGCUUCUGAAGGAGCAAGUUGAUGCUUGCAAAGCGGUUCUGAGUAUCUUUAGGCGCAUGAUAAUGGAACUAUCAAUGAAUAAAAAGACAUGGGAACAGAUGCUACAGAUACUCCUUAGAAUUACAGAAGCUGUGAUGCAGAAGCCGAAAGAAAACCAAAUAAAGGAUACGUUCGCUCAAAGCAUGUCAGGAUUACUUUUCCGAACCCUCAUUGUGGCUUGGAUCAGAGCAAACCUUAGCGUUUACAUUUCUCGGGAGCUGUGGGAUGAGCUGCUCAGCGUUCUGUCUGCCCUGACAGACUGGGAGGAGCUCAUAAAUGAGUGGGCCAAUAUCAUGGACUCUCUAACAGCGGUGCUAGCAAGAACUGUGUACGGGGUGGAAAUGACAAACUUACCCUUGGAUAAGCUCAGUGAACAAAAAGAAAAAAAGCAGAGAGGAAAAGGUGGCAUUUUGGAGCCUCAGAAGACAGCUGUAGUGGGAAGAUCUUUUUCAUUAAGCUGGAAAAGUCAUCCUGAAGUUGUGGAGCCAAUGAGGUUUAGAAGUGCUACAACCUCUGGAGCCCCAGGAGUUGAGAAAGCAAGAAAUAUUGUUCGGCAAAGAGCCACAGCUAAGCGAAGCCAGUCUAUCAGCAACUGUGUUCAUCUUUAUGAGGCUUUGCCAGCUACUAAAAGUGUACCUCUUCUGCUUCACACUGUGAGCUCUCUCUUACCUGGUAUCUCUUACACUUCUUGCUCUCACAGACUGUCAGAAGUUGAAGAAUCUCAACAGCUGGAAAAUUCAUCAGGAACAGAAGCUACGGGCCUCUUCGCAGACCAAGAGCAGCAACUAACUCGAAGCAGCAGCACUUCAGAUAUUACAGAUCAGUUUCCAUCUGAUUUUUUUCCAGGUAAAAAGGCUGGAAGUUCUCAUAAUUUAAGUUCUUCAGACUCCAAAUCAGUUCAUGAAAUUAAGGGAUAUACAAAGAAGGAACGUGAAGCUGAACAAGUACUAGUACGAAGAAGCAGUAGUACAGCUGAAUUAGAUUUGAAAGCAGACUUGCAGCAAUCACAUGGAAAUUAUAGAGAGAGAGAAAAAAGUGAAAGCGUUAGCAGUGACACAUCCAUUGGCUAUAAUAACGAAGUAGAGAUAGCACUUAUCCCCUGGCAAACUUCUGAAGACGACCAUGAAGUUAAUGCAUCAGCAGAUGUUUGUGUGGAUCCUGAUGCACCUCGCUGGCUUCAGCUUAGUCCUUCAGAUACUGCAAAUUUAACAGACAGUAGUGAAUUCCUUGCUGAUGACUGCAGUAUAAUUGCCGGUGGAAGCCUGAUUGGUUGGCAUCCUGAUUCUGCUGCUGUGUUGUGGAGGAGGAUCUUGGGAAUUCUUGGAGAUGUGAACAAUAUACAAUCACCAAAAAUCCAUGCAAAAGUUUUUGGGUAUCUUUAUGAGUUGUGGUAUAAACUUGCAAAGAUACGGGACAACCUUGCUAUAAGUGUGGACAAUCAGUCUACUCCCUCUCCUCCUGUCUUAAUUCCACCUCUCAGAAUAUUUGCAUCAUGGUUGUUCAAAGCAACCACCCUGCCAAAUGAAUAUAAGGAAGGCAAACUUCAGGCAUACAGGCUGAUCUGUGCUAUGAUGACUAGGCGUCAAGACGUUCUGCCAAAUUCUGAUUUCCUGGUUCAUUUUUAUUUUGUGAUGCACCUUGGCUUAACAAGUGAAGAUCAGGAUAUCUUAAAUACUGUAAUAAAGCACUGCCCACCUUGGUUUUUCUUCCUGGGCUUACCUGGCUUUACGAUGCUGAUAGGAGACUUCAUUACUGCAGCGGCCAGGGUUCUGAGCACAGACAUGCUGGAGGCUCCCCGUUCAGAAGCUCACACCAUCCUUGGUUCUCUUGUUUGCUUUCCAAAUAUCUACCAAGAAAUCCCACUGUUGCGGCCCAUUUCAGAAGCCGGUGAGAUCAUCGCGGGAACUGCAGAUGUGAAGUGUUACCUCAUAAAUAUUUUAUUGAAGAAUGCUACAGAGGAACCAAAUGAAGCUGCAAGAUGCAUAGCCAUUUGUGGCCUUGGAGUUUGGAUAUGUGAAGAACUAAUGCAGUGUACGAACCAUCCCCAGGUGAAGGAAGCAAUCAAUGUCAUAGGUGUGACACUGAAGUUUUCUAAUAAACUGGUAGCUCAGGUAGCCUGUGAUGUUCUUCAGCUGCUGGUUUCUUACUGGCAAAAGCUUCAGAAGUACGAAUCCUCUCUAUCCAGAAAAAUUACUGAAAUCCUUGUGGCCACUAUUGCAUUUCUUUUGCCAAGUGCUGAAUACUCCUCUGUGGAGGCAGAUAAAAAGUUUAUAGUUUCACUGCUACUUUGCUUGUUGGAUUGGUGUAUGGCAUUACCCAUGAAAAUGCUACUGGAGCCAGUGCCUGCUGGUGGUCUUGAAGAUCAACAUGCAUCCAAAGCUCCUUUACUGGACUAUAUUUACAGAGUUCUGCACUGUUGUGUGAAUGGCUCCAGCACAUAUACUCAACAAAGCCAUUACGUGCUGAGUCUGGCAGAUCUGUCGUCCAGUGAUUAUGACCCAUUUUUGCCACUGGGGAAUGUCAAGAGCUCUGAGCCAGCCCAGUGCCACUCCUCCAUGGAUCUGGGCAACCUGCUCACUGUUGCUGAGGAAAAAAGGAGGAGGAAUUUAGAAUUGAUACCUUUAACAGCGCGGAUGGUUAUGACUCACUUGGUGAAUCACCUGAGCCACUACCCCCUCAGUGGAGGCCCUGCCAUUCUCCACAGUCUCCUCAGUGAGAACCACGACAACUCCUAUGUGGAGUCCUCCGAGCUGUCCUCGGAAGUAUUCCGGAGUCCCAACCUGCAGCUCUUUGUGUUUAAUGACAGUACUCUCAUAUCUUACCUCCAAAUCCCUGCAGAGAAGACGACAGACACUGAGCCAGCAGCACCCCCCUCAGAUGUAAGGGUAAUUGUCAGGGAUAUCUCAGGGAAGUACUCUUGGGAUGGUAGAAUAUUGUAUGGACCUUUGGAGGGCUGUCUUCCACGGCAGAGCACAGCAAAUGCAUUUGUGAUCUCAGGCAACACUGAGCACCAUGUCAUUUCCCAGAAGGACAUUUCUCAGGUGGAAGAAGGAGAAGAUGCUCUUGACCAAUUGCUGGAAAAGAUUGGUAACACCAGUCCUGAAUGCCUUUUACAUCCGCAGCGAAAGCUGAAUGAGCCAUCACCCCCACCCUUUGGUAUGAGCUACGAUCAAGAAAAUGCGAUCACUGAAGCCCUGAUGAGGCAGAGUGCUCAUGAAAAAGAGCAUAUAUUUAAAUGCAGCUCAGACUUCAAUAUGAAGGUGGCCCGUCAAGAAGAACCACGUCCUGCUGAACCUCAAGCAUCUUUUUAUUUCUGUCGACUGUUGCUAAAUGACCUGGGAAUGAACUCCUGGGAUAGAAGAAAAAGCUUUCAUCUUCUUAAGAAAAAUUCAAAAUUACUGCGAGAACUGAAAAAUCUGGAUUCCCGCCAAUGCCGUGAAACUCACAAGAUUGCAGUGUUUUACAUUGCGGAAGGACAGGAGGACAAAUGUUCAAUACUGUCCAAUGCAAGGGGAAGCCAGGCGUACGAAGAUUUUGUUGCUGGACUGGGCUGGGAGGUUGAUCUUUCAACACAUGGUGGUUUUAUGGGCGGCCUGCAGCGCAAUGGCAGCACAGGGCAAACGGCACCUUAUUAUGCCACCUCUACUGUGGAAAUAAUUUUUCAUGUGUCUACAAGAAUGCCAUCAGAUUCAGAUGAUUCACUGACCAAAAAGCUUCGUCACUUGGGAAAUGAUGAGGUUCACAUCGUCUGGUCUGAACACACCAGGAACUACCGCAGAGGCAUUAUACCAACAGAUUUUGGAGAUGUUUUAAUUGUUAUUUAUCCAAUGAAGAAUCACAUGUUUUUCAUAGAGAUAAUGAAGAAACCAGAGGUGCCAUUUUUUGGUCCUCUCUUCGAUGGAGCAAUCGUGACUUCAAAGCUGCUGCCAAGCCUCAUAUGUGCCACGUGCAUCAAUGCCAGCAGAGCCGUCAAGUCGCUCAUCCCACUCUACCAGAGCUUUUAUGAGGAAAGAGCUCUGUAUCUCGAAGCAAUAAUCCAGAACCAUAAAGAAGUAAUGACAUUUGAGGAUUUUGCUGCUCAGGUCUUUUCUCCCUCUCCCAGCUACUCCCUCGGUGGAACUGGCUGCCUCACCACAAGUGCAAGCGCUGACCUUACUGUCGCCAUAGGAAUAGAGCUAGACCAGACCUCGCCCACGUUACCACGUGCCUCGAAGAGCAGAGUCUCGGGGAAGCUUCGCCGCUCCGCCAGCGCUCUCAGCAAGUCUUCCAACUGAGGUGCUGCAGGAGCAGAACUCUGGCCACGGGAACCCAAGAGACCCUAAAAUAGAUAAAUUAUUUACUGCCUCUCUAGAACUUGCAGUUUUGGGUGAACACGUGUUGAAGGGGAUGGGCAAGGGGUUUGCUCAGUAGAACUUCAGCUGUUGUAUUGAGACGUGCCCGAUGAUCAGACACCAUCUGCUUUAUCAUCACGCGUUUCACUCGGUCGUUUCGUCACAAAGAGGCCGAAGGCGGUGGGACUUCUCACUGCUGGCGUGGCACCGGGCUGACAGCAGCAUGCGCUUCUCUCCCAGCACCUGGUGCCACAGCAAGAGGACAUGAACCAGUACUGAAACCAGUUAUUUAAUGUAACAUUAGAGCAUUGCUUUUAGUCGUUCCGGUCAACACUUAAUUGUGUACUAGGGAAUUUUGUCUAAAUAGAGGUUUUCAUAGGACUAGCCACAUAAUGAAUGUUCCCCUCCUCUGGAGCACAGGUCAGUGAUGGAGUGGGUUUCCAGUAUGUGUCAACCUCUGCUCCCCUUCUGCUGUCCGUGGCCAUCCAGCACCAGUUUUGUGCAUGUAGCUAAGCAUUAGCAAUCCUCAAAGAGGUCACUGACCUGCAGUUCAGGAGGGUACUGCCAGUUUCAUGGAGUGGCAGCACCUGGACCAAAACUGAUUGUGGUGUAGCUUGUUCUAGGCCAUAUAUCAUUACAUACAGCGUGAAAUCCUGAGGCUGAAGCUGCUCCAGCUGCCGCUGGGUCAUGCAGGUGCAGCAGAGCAGAGGACCCAGCACCUCCCCUCAGUGCCCACCCAACGUUUCCCAUAGCAGAGCUGCAAUUGCUGGGGCAGCCACAGCCAGUGCAGGCGUGAGGUAUUGGUUAGCAAAUGCUGCGCCCUCUGGGUUCAGCCACGUACCUUCGCGUCUUUGCAUUUAUUUUGGACAGAAACCCUCUUUCUCAGCACUGGCUUUGGGAUUGCUGUGUGGUUUGCAAUAGUGCACAUAAUGGCUGCAUACUGUCCGUUACUCACUAGAAAAAUAAAAAUAACCAAGUUCCUUUUUUGAAGAGCCAAGUGCUACACAUGUGCCGCGGCACCUCCUCACCACCGUUUGAAUGAUCGAGCAGUACACCUCUUAGGUAACCACUCACCUUGCCACAACAUCGGGGCAACACUCUGCAACCUGACACAUCUCUAGUUAGAACAAAAUAAACGUGAAGGCUUCUGAGGACAUGCAGUGUCCUCCAGGCACUUUCUGUAGUAAGCAAAUCUUGUAUUUUCGCUAGGAAAUGUAUUUCAGUCUACAUGUAUCAUAGCUUUCUAGGGAUGGUAACUUUUUAUAGUUAAAGAAACCUGUAUUAUAAAAACAAAAUGUGGGAGACACCCUGCAACCACUGGGCAUGAGCAAGGAAGGCCAGGCUGAAGGCAGAAAUCCGUCGAUGCUCCACCAUCGUGACGGGACUUGUGACACACUCCACACUGCCGCCCAGUGACUGCGGCUGGGGCCAGGGCUGGGCACCCCGCUUGGCCUCAGCUGCCCCAGCUCUCCCGUGCGCCAGCCUGAGGAGAGGAGAUGACUGUAAAGUGAAUAAUACUGUGUUAGCUUUCUUUUUUUGAUGUUUUGAACGUUGGUGUCUGCAAGUGUUGUGUCAGACCCCUCCAGCCCUCCUAACCGUCACCAGGUCUGGGUGUGUUGUUGCUUUUUGUUCUGGUUUUGUUUGUUUUGCUACUUGGCAUUCAAAUGCACCCCUCUGAACUUAAUGUGAUGUGGUUUAAGUGAAGGGAAUUUGGGUUCCGGUGAAGCAAAAUGCACCAUUGAGCCACUAUUUUUUUUUUUUGCACUUCUCCUUAGGUGUUAACGUGAACGUCUGUCUGCAUGUCGGCAUCCAGCCCUGUGGCCUCCCUCUAAAUACGCGACAGUAUUUUAUAAAUAUUGCCAGUAACACUGAGGUAGCUCCACACUUUAUUGUGGGCUCUGUGUCGCGGGUUCUUCGCCCCGAGGGUGCUGUCAGGCGCCCCGGCUGCCCAGGGCAGAUGCUGGAGCUGGUGGCACCAAGCAGGAGCCCAGCAUGGGCCACCAGCCCUCCUGCCAGGAAGGAGCCUCAGGUGUGAGGGGGUUUGACUGCCAUUUUGAUUUUCUGCCUCACGUCUUGGUUUUGCUUUCUACUGAUUGUGUGUUGGUAAAAGGAAAUUAGAAAAUAAAAUGUGUGUUUUAAUUUAUUUUAUUUUCAGGACUUGAUAGGUGAAGCUGUCUUGUUCUUAGCCAGUAAAUGGUCUGAAAUAAUUUCAAAGGCAUUCUUCUGAAAUAAGAGAAGACUUUUCUCGUUAGAGCAAUAUGCAUCUCUAAUUCAGGGAAGAAUUAAAACACCGAUGAAAAUAGUAUUUUACUGAUGUCAAAAAGCUAAAAAUAUUAAUUUGUAAAAAUUCAGCUGUGGUUUUGUACUAUGAACUGGAUAACAAAGCUGUUCUGUUACCCCUUACAAACCUAAUAAACCUUAGCUCACAACAAAA